AGCUCGUCAACCACCUCCGUAGCCUGCUAGACGACAUAGCCGAAAGAUUCAAGCUAUUUAUACGCUUUCGGUGUAUAUUUCCUACUGUAUUUUAGACACACUUCUAUCGUAUCUACUUGUUAACCUAUUUAAUUUAAUAUUACGUUAUUUUGUAUUAGUCAGCUAUAGUAGCUGGCUGGUUAAGUUAACCCUAGCCUAGUCGCUAAUGAUAGCUAGCUAGCUAACAUCCCCGAACAUGAGCUCCCUAAACUACUCCCCUCCUGUUAAAGAAGAGGAGGUCUGUUGGACGGAGGAAGAAGCUCUGGCGCUGAACAUUGUCGUGAAAGAGGAGAAGAAAGAGGAGGAUGUCACAGUAAAACAAGAAGUAGAGGGUGAGACUGUUACAGUGAAAGAAGAAGCGAAAGGCGUUUCAGUGAAAGAAGAGGAAGACCCGUUCAGAGUGAAAGAGGAGGAGGAUGUUACAAUAAAAGAAGAGGAGGAGGAUGUAGUUUUUGGAGUGAAGGAAGGGGAGAUUACUGUCACAUUGAAAGGAGAUCUGAUUAACACCAGAGAGAGAGGUGACUAUUGUGGAUCCUCUGGGGAGCCUCAACAACCUCAUGAUACUGACGAGGCAGAGAAGAGUCUCUGCAGAUCAGCACACCCCAAGAAAAACCAGCAGAGACCCAAAGGAAAGAGAACUCACCGCUGCUCUGACUGUGGGAAGAGUUUUGUUUUCUCAGGACAAUUAAAAUCACACCAGAGAACACACACAGGAGAGAAAUCAUAUAGCUGUGAUCAAUGUGGGAAGAGUUUUACUACAUUUAACAAUCUGAUGAUACACCAGAGAACACACACAGGAGAGAAACCUUAUAGCUGUGAUCAAUGUGGGAAUAGUUUUGUUUCAUCUGGGCUUCUGACUGUACAUCAGAGAAUACAUACAGGAGAGAAACCAUAUAGCUGUACUCAAUGUGGGAAGAGUUUUACUCAGCUAAGCAACCUGAUUUCACACCAAAGAAUACACACAGGAGAGAAACCUUAUAGAUGUACUCAAUGUGGGAAGAGUUUUACUCAGUCAACCAGCCUGAUAUCACACCAGAGAACACACACAGGAGAGAAACCUUAUAGCUGUGAUGAAUGUGGAAAGAGUUUUGCUACAUCUAGCAAUCUGACACUACACCAGAGAACACAUACAGGAGAGAAACCUUUUAGCUGUGAUGAAUGUGGGAAGAGUUUUACUACAUCUAGCAAACUGACUCUACACUACAGAACACACACAGGAGAGAAACCUUUUAGCUGUUCUCAAUGUGACAAGAGAUACUAUGAUAAAUGUUCUCUGAUUACACAUCAGAAAAUACAUGCAUGAAGGCGUUGUUUCAUGAUAUCAAUGAAAUUAUGUCACAAUGUUGAAUGUUUAACAAUGUAGAAGGAGUAUUUUAAUGAUGUCACAUUGUAGAACCCUAAACGUUUGCUCCCUGUUAUAUUGAUUUCAACAUGAUAUGGAUAUUAGCCUCAGGGGGAAAAUCCAGGCUCUGAAUUGAAAGAGUAAUAUUUAUAUGAUUUAACAAAAAGUGCUGUCUUACACUUACCGUGUUGGUGGCCAACUUUAAUCACACACUUUAAUAAAAAUGUAGUAAGAUGUUUUCCACAAAUUCUCCUCCAACCAGUGAUGCACACAUUAUUCUCAGAUUCCGUGUGGUUUUUGAGCUGUUAGUUUCAACAGGACGUGCAACCUCAUCUCCCUCUCGGCACAAUUGAUUUCAACAUGAUAUCGAUGAGUGAUGACAAAUAAGUUCUGCGCUUAUUUGUUUAGCGACCCCUACAUUUAAAUGCAUCACUCCAAAAUGUAGCUGACUGUCUUCUGCAGAUUGUCCUCUAACCAGUGAGGUGAAAUAUAUCUCCCAUUUCCAUGUGUUUUCUUUAGUUGUGUUAGGUACAACCCGAUUCCCCCCCCCCCCUAAUUGAUUUCACUGAUUUAUUGCUACAUGCCAAAACAACAGCGUUUCUGGUUCUUGUGCAGUACGUAAGAUGCCUGUUUAAAAAUACAAGUAAUAUGUAUUAUUGUGGCAGAUGUUUGUGUUUAUAUAGCUCAAUUUAUCACAAACUGUUUCUGCAUAAUGGUUAUUGAUUUGGACACAUUAAAACUUUGUUUUGACAUUGGGCUAUCCCACCUAGCAAAAUGUAAUUGAAAAGACGUUGAGAAGAACACUGCCCGAUGUCCAAUAUACGUUCGGUUGAAGUGAAAGUUGAGAUGUCAUUUUUUCAAUUCACUUGCAGCCUAUACACAUGGACGCAGUAUAACAAAUUGGUCUGUAAUCAAUUUUAUUCGCAUUCUUACAUCACUCCAAUAUUUCUUUGCGACUUUCAAACAUCCCACUGUCGAAGAAGCAUGUCUCAAAUCCCCUCAUAUUUCAAACAUUCAGCCUGACAAAAUAUACAUGUUUUAUUAUUCCAUGCCUCACCAUUAAAUUAAUUAUUGCCAAUGCAUAUUAACAAAGGGACAUUUGGUUUUCAUAUUUACAUUUAGUAAUAAUAAUUAUUUAUGCAACCAACUGACAAUUUUUGGGUACAAUUAUAUUGACAUUGUUAUCCUGCUUUUAGAAUAUCAUUGUUCAUUCUCAGAUGCUAUUACAUUUGGUUUGGCACAUGACAUUAGGGACUGGGCCCCGAUCCAACAACAUGCCUAUCUAGUGAGCCCUGAAAGAGAGAGAAGCUCUGCAGUGAGGUGGAAAGUUACUACGGAUAUUGCAGGAGUUUCCUCUUGAAAUCAGACAUGUCCGUGGUAAGGACAACUUGGUUGUUGAUUGUCUUCAGGGGGGUGUCGUCAAAAAGUUUUGUGUUUAGCCAGUGCGUUGCCAUGGAUCACAAUUGAUUUUGACUGCAUGUUUUUCCGUAUUGGAGAUGAGUUUUGUUUGGGCUCGUUCCAAGGGGACGAGAGUUCUAGAAGCUCGUGAGUUAAAAAAAAUAAUAUUGUAGAAAAAAAUAUUUAGAAAUGUGUUUUUUCUUGUUUUUAAUUGUUGACAGCCAGUAGACACCAUGUUUAUAUUGUAGAAGGUGAAGCAUUGUUGUUCAUUUUAAUAGGAAUUGGAAGUUGUUUUCUGUUGGUGGUGAGUAAACUUGUCCAACAAAGGUAUAGGAUAUAUUUGUUGUCUUAAGGGAGAAGUUGUUACAGGCUUUGGUUUUUCCAUUUAUGUUUUGAGGUUGGACUUUAGCAUAUAUAGCUCGUUAGCACUGUGAGGGAAUUUUCUGUUAAACCUUACUAAUGCAUGUGUAGCAAAAUAUAAUUAUUUAAGCCGAGGCAUUGGGCUUGAGAUAGAAGUUUGGUAAAGAACCUAUAACAUAGAAAAGUGUGUUGAUAGAGGCCUGUUCUAACUGUUCUGGGUGUGUAGAAUGAACCCAUGAUGUUCAGACACUCAGCCAAGAAUAUGACAGAAACUGACUGGUUCCUCUUGAUCCUCCACAGAGUAAAGGUUAUAUCCUGCACACCAGUAACAGAGCUAUUGUUUUGGAGCCUGUUUCUGGGGAAAGAUUGUGGUGGAGAAAUCAGAAUUAGCUCAGUAACAUAGAUAAUUAAGAUGUCUUAUCUGCAGAAUAUGCUGAUAUGAACUAUUGACCUCUUGCUAUUAGAAUGUCUCCUUUCUGACUCUGGUGUUGGCAGCCACACUUCCUUCCUCAAAUGGGCCUCAGUCACCUUGGGUCCAAAGAGGGGAGAAGUCAGGCUUAUCCAUCACAUGUCCCUGUUGCUAUGCAGAAUAUCAGCAUCGAUCACAUGUCCCUGUUGCUAGGCAGAAUAUCAGCAUCGAUCACAUGUCCCUGUUACUAGGCAGACUAUCAGCAUCUUUCACAUGUCCCUGUUGCUAUGCAGAAUAUCAGCAUCGAUCUCAUGUCCCUGUUGCUAGGCAGAAUAUCAGUAUCUAUCACAUGUCCCUGCUGCUAGGCAGAAUUUCAGCAGGGAGGAAGGCAAAAGAGAUCAGAAGGAAACGUUGUUUCCAUAUGUGAACUGUGUGUUUAUUGCGAAACAUGUGAAGGGAUAGCAUGAGUAAUGGGGAACCAAUCACUUGUCUCCACAGUGUCUGUGCAUCAGUCACCUCCUAGGGGGAGAUUGUAUUUGGGGCCCAAGGCCUGGCACAGGAUGUGUGGGGUUGGUGUUUGGAACCAUUGUACGUCAUCUCUGAAGUUGCACCUAUCCUGAGAUAGUAUACAACCCAGAAGCAAGCCUCCCUGUUAAUGAUUAUGGGUAGAAUUUCCACCACAGCAACUAGGGCGAACUGAUUGGUAUCACCUCGUUAGUCAGAAUGUGUUGGCUUGUCCAUCUUAGGGUUGGAUGUUGCAUCCAAUUGUUAGUAUUGUAAUCAAUGACAUUUCCUUAGGGUGCUCAUUAGUCUUUCAGUUGUUAUUCUUCUGUUUUUUAUCCUCUUAUAUUGUGCAGUAAAUAUGUCUGUUUAUUUUCAUUGUUUUUAUAAAAAAAAUCCUGUGAAGUCAUUGUGUUGCCUCCAUGUCUGAAAUGUGGUGUAUAAAUAAAGCUUGAUUUGAUUUGAA
Oncorhynchus masou masou (cherry salmon) is the source of this 4515-nucleotide messenger RNA. RefSeq names its product gastrula zinc finger protein XlCGF17.1-like. Gene Ontology annotation, molecular function: DNA-binding transcription factor activity, RNA polymerase II-specific; RNA polymerase II transcription regulatory region sequence-specific DNA binding. Gene Ontology annotation, biological process: urogenital system development; embryo development; regulation of transcription by RNA polymerase II. The transcript has 2 exons. The coding region runs from base 236 to 1342 and encodes 368 amino acids. The record is from RefSeq and is a predicted model, not a curated record. NCBI's taxonomy places the organism in Eukaryota, Metazoa, Chordata, Actinopteri, Salmoniformes, Salmonidae. Gene Ontology annotation, cellular component: nucleus.